CAAUUCAGUUUGAAACUCGCUCAUGAACUCAAAAUUAGGCCCAUAUCACCUUCUUCCUCCUCUAUUUCCUCUCUGUAAGAAGGAAAACCAGAGCAAACUUCUCAGUGUAUCAAAAGGAGAAGAAUUGCCCUAAAAUUGUAGCAAAGAUGAUGCUUAAAGGAUCGAUAUCAGCAAAUCAUGUUCAACCCAACAUUCUUAACUUCCACAAAACACAAAAUAAUGGUUAUCAUGUGAGACAGUUGGGCUUCUCAACAAACAAGUUGAGAUUAGGUAUAAUAAGAUCAGGAAUAUCCGAGUCUUCUAGUAUUUCACCUGUUCAAGAAAACUGCAGAUGCGAUCUACCAUUAGUGAAGAUGUGUGGAAUCACAUCUGCUAGAGAUGCUGCUAUGGCUGCAGAAGCUGGUGCAAAUCUUAUCGGAAUGAUCAUUUGGCCCAAGUCAAAACGUUCAGUGUCACUAUCUGUUGCUAAAGAGAUUUCAAAAGUUGCAAAGACAUAUGGGGCAGAGGCUGUUGGUGUAUUUGUAGAUGACGACGCAAACACGAUUUUAAGGGCAUCUGAUGCAGCAGAACUUGACCUUGUGCAGCUUCAUGGAAAUUGUUCUAGAGAGGAUUUUCCAAUUCUGCAGCAAGAAAGACGAAUUGUCUAUGUGCUUCAUGCUAAUGAAGAUGGAGAUCUUCUAAACCAGAUUGCUGAUGAAGAUUGUACUUUAGCAGAUUGGAUCCUGGUUGAUUCCGCCAAAGGUGGCAGUGGCAAAGGAUUCAACUGGACAAAGUUUAAGCUACCACAUAUUACAAGUAAACAUGGAUGGCUCUUAGCUGGAGGGAUUCAUCCAGAAAAUGUCUGUGAAGCCCUUGUUACUCUUAAACCGCAUGGAAUUGAUGUGAGCAGUGGCAUUUGCGGCUCUGAUGGCAUCCAAAAGGAUCCAUCUCGGAUAUCAUCGUUCAUGUCUGCAGUGAAUUCUGUGAGAUAUUGAUCUCAGCGAGAGAACAAGUAAUAAUAAAUCUAGCAUUCAUUGCAAACUAAGAGGGUAUCAACAGCCUGAGGUUUAAGAUAAUCCACUGAUGAUGAGCUUCUAAAGCAAUUCGGGCACAAAUAUGGCAAUAUGGCCAUGUUAUUGUUACAUUGUAGUAACUAUCUAAUGAGCUCAUAAAAUGCUUAAAUCCUAGACUCCCCAACCUAAUCGUGUCAAUGGACCAACAAUUGCAAAUUUCAAUUACUUGUCCCUUUGUUCU
Molecule: messenger RNA, 1233 nt
Organism: Papaver somniferum (opium poppy)
Lineage: Eukaryota; Viridiplantae; Streptophyta; Magnoliopsida; Ranunculales; Papaveraceae
Product: N-(5'-phosphoribosyl)anthranilate isomerase 1, chloroplastic-like
Exons: 5
Coding region: 147-974 (275 amino acids)
Biological process (GO): L-tryptophan biosynthetic process
Molecular function (GO): phosphoribosylanthranilate isomerase activity
Source: RefSeq, a predicted model, not a curated record